GAAAGCGGGCGGGUGGAGCUGUUUCCACUGGAGACUGGGGGCUGGGCCGACCCUCUCGCUCGAUGGGGUCCGGGAGAGAUUCCUGGAAGAAACGGGGCCUCCUUUGCAAGCCAAGGCUGCUGCUGCGCCCUCGCGCCAACCCCGGGCGCUCACGUGCCGGCGUGUUCUCGGCUUGGCUUGUCGCUCGGCCACAUCUGGGGACCAAGAAAGGUGUGGAGCCUUGCGGAAACCUACCAUUCAUUCAUGCUACUCAAGCUUUCUUCUCCCUACACCGUCUACUCUGCAUCCCCCACGCUCCUUUUAUUUUAUUCCCAGUAUUCAGGCACCGUCGGUGAGCCGCGAGCCAGGCAGCCUCCGCGGAGCUCCUGCCGACGCUCCCCCUUCCCGCGUCCUGCGGCAGCGAGAGGCAUGGAGAACGCCGCCCGCGCGGGGCGCUGAUCCCCGCGCCGCGCCCGCGCGCACACGCCCCCCAUUGCCGCCGCCCCCGCUCGGCCCCCGCGCCUCUCUCCCCGCCCCGGCCGCACCAUGACGGGCUCUGCGGCCGACACACACCACUGCCCCCACCCCAAAGGCGCCAAAGGCACCCGGUCCCGGAGCAGCCACGCGCGGCCCGUGAGCCUCGCCACGAGCGGGGGCUCGGAGGAGGAAGACAAAGACGGCGGGGUCCUGUUUCAUGUCAACAAGAGCGGCUUCCCCAUCGACAGCCACACCUGGGAGCGCAUGUGGAUGCACGUGGCCAAGGUGCACCCCAAGGGGGGAGAAAUGGUGGGCGCCAUCAGGAAUGCCGCCUUCUUGGCAAAGCCUUCAAUACCCCAGGUACCAAACUACAGGCUGUCCAUGACAAUCCCAGACUGGCUCCAGGCGAUUCAGAAUUACAUGAAGACUCUACAAUACAACCAUACAGGGACCCAAUUCUUUGAAAUUAGGAAAAUGAGACCACUGAGUGGGUUAAUGGAAACAGCAAAAGAAAUGACCCGAGAGUCCUUGCCUAUCAAAUGCCUUGAAGCUGUCAUCCUGGGCAUAUACUUAACCAAUGGGCAGCCUUCCAUCGAGCGAUUCCCCAUCAGCUUUAAAACCUACUUCUCAGGAAACUACUUUCACCAUGUUGUGCUGGGGAUUUAUUGCAAUGGCCGUUAUGGCUCCCUGGGCAUGAGCCGAAGGGCUGAGCUGAUGGACAAGCCAUUGACCUUUCGGACUCUAAGUGACCUCAUCUUUGACUUUGAGGACUCCUAUAAGAAAUACCUGCACACGGUCAAGAAGGUCAAGAUUGGGCUGUACGUCCCCCACGAGCCUCACAGCUUCCAGCCCAUUGAGUGGAAGCAGCUGGUCCUCAAUGUCUCAAAGAUGUUGAGGGCUGACAUAAGGAAGGAGCUGGAGAAAUAUGCCAGGGACAUGAGAAUGAAGAUCCUGAAACCUGCAAGUGCCCACUCUCCUACCCAAGUGAGAAGCCGGGGAAAAUCCCUGUCCCCCCGCAGAAGACAGGCAAGUCCCCCGAGGCGGCUUGGCAGGCGAGACAAAUCGCCUGCACUGCCUGAGAAGAAGGUGGCUGAUCUCAGCACUCUGAAUGAAGUGGGCUAUCAAAUCCGGAUUUAGCCAAGCCAUAAUGGUCAGCAAGAGGGCUUCUGUGGUGCUUCUCUCUGCACUUUACCCAACAUCUUCAGGAGGAAUUGCAACUAUUUAUUAAGAACUUGUGAAUUUUAUUUUUAAGGAUUCACCUGGAAAUAGAAUCUGAGUGGGCAGUAACAAUUAACUUUAAAAAAAUUCACUAAGGGGCAACCAUGAAAAUGCUUAAGUAAUAAACCCCACUGGGGCUGGACGUCUCCCUCACUCAAGAUUGAAACAAUAACAAUCAUUAACUGUAGUUUUUAUAUUUUUCCACUUGCCUAUUUUCUUUUACUUGCUUUGAACAUUAUUUCUCACCUGUAGUAAAUGUUCAUGACAUCUUCUCUCCUGUUUUUGGUAAAAUAAGGUAACUCAAUUAGUAUUAAUGUCUUUUUCAGCAAUAACAGAAGCAAAGAUAGGUGGCAUUUUUUUUAAGCAGUCAAUAUUACCUCAGCAUCUUGACAUCAGAUAUGCAACUUAAUGGUGUUUUGGUUUUUUAAUGUUCUAUUUGUAUUGUUUCCCCAAUAUUUCCCAUGGGGAUCUCCACAAGUUUGGAGUCUUUUUCCUGGUGCACAUAUGUGAUGAGACUUAAGAUAUUAUAUGCAAGUGUUUUAUUAGAAAGCACUGAAAUUCUUCUGGCAAUACGGGAAACAUUUUCAGGAUCCUGGAGUUACUUCCUUCUUAAUCCUUCUUAAAGCAUUCACUGACAGCAGCUUUUGUUCUUUCAAAACAAGGCAAAAAAAAAAUCACAUUCAGAAGCUAGUCUAUGUUCUGUCACUAACAUUUAAACUUUGCAGAUUCCAGCAAAAAGCACAAGAGGUAAUGCACUAUUACACAAAUUUGAUUCUGAAGGACUCACUGCUGUUAAGAGAUGUUUUCUGAUGUCUUAUAUUAAGACCAAAUACAAUACAAUGUGAUUUUUUUUUUCUAGUACCUUGCUUUUAGGUACCACUUCACGACAUUUAGGAACUAGUAAUAGGAAAUACAAUGACUUAGAGAUUCAGAACUUUUUUUUAAUGGAAAAGUCUUCUGGUACAGUGUUAUACCUUAUAGUGUGAUCUACUCCAUGAAGCACAGUAUGAAUAUCUGGCUUGCAUACAGUUAGUUACAGUGUAACUUCUGGCCACAGACCACUGACAGGGAACAUAGCCUGUACAAAAGAGUACAGUUUUGAUUUUACUUGUUUUAUCUUAGCAACCAUGCCAACUGAUAAGACCAAAAGGCAUAUUUAAGUGUUAUCUGCUAGUUAACAAAACUGUUAUUUCAGUCUUAGCGCUUCCUCUCUGGCUUUCUUUGUCCAAGGUGGUUAAAGGAAAGACUGAGAUCCUUUACCAGUAAAACCUCUGGUGGUGACAUGGAGAGCAAAAGGAGUUUAUCCUUCAGCCAUGAGAUCACUUUUCCCUAAAAAUCAAUAUUAUCAAUGGGAAGUACUGUUUUCUUUAAAAAGAAGGAAGUCUAAUGUCCCUUUUCAUGAACAGGACCAAGUAAGUGGACAUCUUAAUUAGAUUAAAAUACAGUAAAAGUGGAGAAUCCUGAAUUUAAUAAUUUUCUUCAAGAAUAUCAUUAUCAGUAGAGCUUAAAAUGAGUUAUCUUUGCAUAUCUUUGCAAGGUAAACCCAUUGCAGCCGCAUGGCUGCCAUCAUCCAUGAAUCAUUUCAUUCUCCUUCUCAAACAAUUUAACUUAGCUGUUUCUCUCUCUUUAUAUAUAUAUAUAUCCUUCUGUUUAUCAAUCUGAUACUUUUUAUGUCCACUAAGUAUUCAACACUGCAACCAUCCCAAGAGCUUGAAAAAGGGUUUGCCAAGUAUUACUUAAGGAUUUGUUGCAUCCAAAAUAUAGAAUGUCAAAUAGUUGCAUAGCCUCUUGUUUCCCACACACAAAAAAGGGGAAAAGAAUAGAAAUAUAAACUGUUUCUAAUGUGUUAAUAUAUAAGCCUUAAAACUGUCAACUGGCUUGAUCACUCAAUUAGUAACCUAAUUUCUUCCACACUCAUUUCUUGAUUUUAAGAUUCAUUUCCCCAAAGCAAGGUUUAGUCACAGAAACAUGAAAAUUCAAUUAAAAUGUUCUUAGUUUAAGCCAUUCUUUUGUUUUGUAUGGGACAUGUUAAUUUUUAAAAAGAUAAAAGAAAGCUGCCAAACUCCUAAAUUCUAGUGCAAUAAUUUAAUUAAAACAAUAUUAAAGCAAAAACAAAAACAAAACAAAACAAAAAAAACCCACACACAAGAAAACCAUGACAUGAUUUACCCCUAUCCCUUACCACAAAAGUUUAUUUUACAGGCUGGCUAUAAUUCAAAAAAUAAAAAAUAAAACUAUGAAAUGAUUUGAAAUCCAGUUUAAAUCAGUUAAUGCAAGAGAAAUUUUAUGAUUAAACCAUCAUGUCAAUAUAUGCAAAGUUUAAAUGUAUGACAGAAAUCUUGAUUUUAGACUAUAGGUUAUGCUGUUUUGAGUACACUUUAUUUCAGAAAGUGAUAUUUAGUAUUUUCUAUACACUCUGAAAUCAUGAGCAUUUCACUUUUUCUAAGGCAAUUAUUUCAUAAGGAUUUUAUUAAUAGAUAUUGGUAAACAGAACUUUGGAAAUCUUAAUUCAGUAUUCUUAUUAUACCCAAGGCUUUUGUAAGCUAUAGUUUUAUGUACAACCUGUACAGUUUUUUUGGCAUACAAUUCAGAAUCUUGUUUAUUCUCUUGGACUUUGUUCUGGCCAAUACAUUUUUUUUUAAUCUUUAAGAAAAACUGUGAUUGUAUUAGUGGGUAUUUUUCUAAGUAAAUGAAAACUUGUACAAUGGUAUUUUAGAGAAUGCCAGGUAAGUGCAUGUUUCAAGUUAAUGUUUUUCUCAUCACUUGUAUGUUUAUACAUAGCAUGGGACUUUAAUAAAACCAUCCUGGAAACUUA
Choloepus didactylus (southern two-toed sloth) is the source of this 4489-nucleotide messenger RNA. RefSeq names its product vasohibin 2 (gene VASH2). The coding region runs from base 526 to 1593 and encodes 355 amino acids. NCBI's taxonomy places the organism in Eukaryota, Metazoa, Chordata, Mammalia, Pilosa, Megalonychidae. Gene Ontology annotation, biological process: regulation of angiogenesis. The record is from RefSeq and is a predicted model, not a curated record. The transcript has 8 exons. Gene Ontology annotation, cellular component: cytoplasm.